Molecule: messenger RNA, 2187 nt
Organism: Spodoptera exigua (beet armyworm)
Lineage: Eukaryota; Metazoa; Arthropoda; Insecta; Lepidoptera; Noctuidae
Source: the annotation of a GenBank genome assembly
AUGGAAGACCCAAACAAAAAUAAAAUACCACCACCAAAAGUGCAGGAGAAGGCAAGCCAGCUUGCAAGUGGUAACGAGAGCCAAGGUGGCACUCGGACCCGUGGGGAGGCGCUGGUCCCGUCCAGCAAGUCCCUUGCAAGGGCACAGGGAAGGAAGGAGUCGGAUUCUGAGUCCGACUCAUCAUUGUCUGGCGUCAGCAUUGCGCUGCGCCACAAAAAAGACCGGGGCGUUUUCAAACGUCCCAGGCUGGAGGAUGGCCGAGAGGCGACCUCCAUCGAGCAGGAGGCCCCAGCCCCCAAAAUCCCCACGGCUGCGCGGGGUAGGAGCAAGGGGAAGGGCUCCACAAGAGCGGCUGGGAGCCGCUCUGAGCCGGCAGAGCGGCUGGCAGCGGAGGGGAGCGCCCUGGGAAAGGCUGCCCCCUCGGACUCCUCGGAGAUGGAGGUGUCCGGAGAUGUUGGCAAUCCAUUGACAGUUUACGUUCGAAGUGAAGUUGUGUAUUGUGAAUUUGUGAGGCAAUGGAGUGAAAAGAAGGCGAUGACGGCGAGGGAGGUGGAGUUGACAGGCGGCGCGCCGUGGGGCUUCCGCAUGCACGGCGGCACCGAUCAAAACCAACCACUCAGAAUCUCAAGGCGUUACAGCGAUACAGUUCAGCGCAACCUUGAUGUCGGCAAGCAAGCAGACGGAUUACCCGAUGAUAGUUUCACCUCUGAGCUUCAGAGUCCCCUCUACUCUACAGGGUGUAGCUACAGUCUACAGGAUGUCACUAAAGAGUCAAAGGCAAGGCUUAUACUGUUCUUUGAUUAUAAAAAGACUGAAAAAAUUCGCGUGGUUUAUCGCAACACGCAUAAAACGCAGCGACGAAGGGUGAACCCAGGACGGAAAGCCUCGCUGAGUGGCAUUCGAGAGGGCGAUAUCAUCUCAUCGAUCAAUGGCCGGCCUACAAAGAGUAUGAGCAACGCUGAUGCUCACGCCAUGCUCAGAUCAGCUGGGCCUGUACUCCGACUUGGAUUGAAUGAAGACAGGGAGGUGUCACCAAGAAGAAGAUCAAUUGGCAAAGGAUCCGAGUUGAAAAGGCCUUCGCAACUGAUAGCUGAAGUGCAAGGCGGCAGAGCAACUCCCCAGGCUCCCGUAUAUGCUACCAUCCGACCAUCACAAUCGCCGCAAAAUCGACCGUCGCCUUCGUCUAUACGGGCUUCGUUAAAUUCUCUCCCAGCGGCGCUUAACUCAACCUCACUUGUUAAGUCAGUGGUACAAAACGAAGAACCUCUUAGAUUCCAUCCAACGAAUCCAUUUUUUACGACUUUACCCUCGAAUUAUUCAAGUUCUUCUAAACUACCCGUACCCAACGGCAGGGCGUCAAUCUCCAGCUUAGAUAGAAAUACAUGUAAAGAAAAUGCGUCAAACAAUGACUUCGGUUCAGAUUUAAAAUCUCCCACAUUUUUUGCGCAAACUUACGACUCCGGUCCUAGCAGUCUUCCAUAUUCAUAUCACAACGAAAAUACAAAUGGAUAUAAUAGUCAUACAGAAACAAACACUGCCAAUGAAAAAUCUGAUUUUUCGCACAGAAAUCAUGUAGAUCAGGUAGAAAACCAAAGUCUUCCAAAUAACGCACAAAGUAACAAUAAAAAUCCGUUUGAAACGAAAAGAAACAGUGAUCCUUUCGAAAAAUAUUUACGGCCAGAAAGCAAGUUGAAUGGUAAAUGUGAAUAUGAAAGUAAGACUAUGUCGAACUCGAUCAGCGACAGUAAUUUCCAUUCGAAGGAGGAAAUUACAAAACGUUCGACUAUCUCUGAGCACAAGAUAAGCGAAGUUGAAGAAGUGAGGACUAUAAAGAAGAUAGUUCUGAAUGGAUGUGACGAUCAACUGGAUAGUGUGGAACGCAGUUUUAAAAGUGAGUCUCGAUCGGCGAACAAAAGUGCAAUGAAUGGCGCGGAGUCACCGAGCACACAUGGAAAGAGCAUUAGCUUAUCAUCCCAUCAAUCAGUGAGGAAGGAACGCGAGCGAGCCACUCCGAUACAGGAACGGAACGAGUAUUACAGCACAUUUAAUCAAGAUGAAAGGGACUGCAGUUCCACAACUAGGGCGUAUGAGUCAGCGUACGACGCAAACAGAUCAGCAAAUGAGCACGCGGAUUAUCUGACCGCAACACCAGAAUACCAACCUGUCGGCCUUUUGGGGAUUUUGUGA